AUGGUCAAGGCCCACGCCAUCUACAACGACUUUGCCGCCGCCUCUCGGCCCUUCAGAGCUGAGGUAGGCAUCGAGGAUGUCGAGGUCGAAGGCACCAUACCGGAGGAGCUCAACGGCACCUUCUAUCGUGUUAUGCAGGACCCCUACUACGAGAGGGAUUACUACCUGGGCGGCUCCAAGACCGUUGCUUUUGAUGGAGACGGCAACAUCAGCGCCUUUCGAAUCAAGAAUGGAAAGGUCUCAUUUCAGCAAAAGUACGUCAUGACGGAGCGUCUAGUGGCCGAGCGAAAGGCCGGCCGUGCUCUCUUCGGCAUGUUCUCCAGUCCCUUCUCGCACCAUCCUUGCGUCCGCGCAGUCCUUGACUCGACCGCCAACACAAACGUUAUCCUGCAUGCCAACAAGCUUCUGGCGCUUUCCGAGUUCGGGCCUGCUUACGAGCUUGACCCAAACUCUCUUCGCACUGUUGGCCACGAUGCUUUUGAGGGUGUAGACCCGAGGAAACCGUUUACUGCCCAUCCGCAUGUUGAUCCCAAGACUGGCGAUCUCGUUGCGUUUGGCUACCAGCUGAAUGGCCUUGGCAGUCCUCAGAUUUCCGUCUAUGUUAUCAACAAACACGGCAAGACAACCCUGAAGCGUGACUUUGAGUUUCCAGGUGGCGGCAUCAUUCACGACUGCGCCGUGACUGAAAACCAUGUCGUUCUCAUGCGCAUGCCGUUCAUGGUUGACUACAAGGACCACGAGAAGACUGGGAAACAUCAGUGGUACUACGACGAGGAGUGCCCGGCGUGGUUUGGUGUCAUUCCACGCAACAAGAGCGCCCCCGUUCGAUGGUUCAAGUACAAGAACUGCAUGUCUAUCCACACCGGCGCCAGCUGGGAGGAAGACGGGAAGAUCUACUUUGAUUCCUCUGUGGCUUCUCACAAUGCCUUUUCGUUCCUUCCUUCGCGCCAUGGAGAUAACCCAAAGCCGAGCGAUGUGACUGUCAAUUAUGUUAAAUGGUGCAUUGAUCCUUCGAGUGAAUCCGGCAUCAUGCCGGAUCCAGAGGUUCUUCUAAGUGAUCCGUGUGAGUUUCCCAGAAUUGACGAGAGAUUCCUCGGCCAGAAGACUCGAUACACCUACAUGGACUGCUUCAAGCCCGACGGUGACAACACAGCACAGUUGUAUCAAGGCCUCAACACCUUGGCGCGUCUCGACUACAAGACUGGAAACGUCGAGUACUUCUCUCCAGGGCCGAGCUGCCUCGUCCAAGAACCUUGCUUCAGCCCGCGUCAUCCCGACGCCGAGGAGGGUGAUGGCUUUCUUAUCACUAUGAUUGAUAAUCAGCGGCUGAACCGGAAUGAGGUGAUCAUCCAAGACACGAAGGACUUUCAGUCGGUCGUUGCAAAGAUUGUCCUACCAUUUCGACUCCGGUCUGCUGUUCACGGCAAUUGGGUCGAUGCUGAGCGGAUCCCCGAGACGGAGCCUGUUGAGAUUCAGCGAAUUCCUGAUAUUUAUCCAAACGUCCCGACUGUCAAGGUAGAUGCCUAG
This is a messenger RNA of Fusarium keratoplasticum, 1527 nucleotides long. RefSeq lists its product as uncharacterized. Bases 1 to 1527 code for a protein of 508 amino acids. The record is from RefSeq and is a predicted model, not a curated record. Lineage: Eukaryota; Fungi; Ascomycota; Sordariomycetes; Hypocreales; Nectriaceae. The transcript is spliced from 13 exons. Gene Ontology annotation, molecular function: carotenoid dioxygenase activity. Gene Ontology annotation, biological process: carotene catabolic process.